AUGGCCAGGCGCCCAGCAAGGCCCUUUGGGGCCUUUUCCAGCAGCUACAGGAGCGGGUGCGCCGGGCUCCGCGGCAGUCGGGCGCGCAGCGACUGUCAAAGCGACAGCGCCUGCAGAUUGCACGGCGUGGCAAGUGAAGGCGUGCGGUGCAACAUGCUCCAGCUGCCGAGCACACAAGCUCUGUACUGCGCGCAAAGAGAUGCCCAUUGCGCUUUGUCAUGCUACAGCUGUAGACGGACCUCUGCAGAGCUCGAAAGUCCCUUCAUGCAGCUUGCCGAACGUGCCUGA
Messenger RNA from Symbiodinium sp. CCMP2592, 288 nucleotides. The record is from the annotation of a GenBank genome assembly. Lineage: Eukaryota; Dinophyceae; Suessiales; Symbiodiniaceae.